Molecule: messenger RNA, 567 nt
Organism: Solanum dulcamara
Lineage: Eukaryota; Viridiplantae; Streptophyta; Magnoliopsida; Solanales; Solanaceae
Exons: 1
Coding region: 1-567 (188 amino acids)
Molecular function (GO): nucleic acid binding
Source: RefSeq, a predicted model, not a curated record
AUGAAUGGAGCUAUUGAAGCUGCAAACAAGAAUAUCAAGAAGAUUUUAAGGAAGAUAGUGGAUAGUUACAGAAAAUGGCACAAGAAGUUACCAUAUGCUCUGCUUGGUUAUCGUACCACAAAUAGAACUUCCACAGGGGCAACUCCUUAUAUGUUGGUUUAUGGUUCAGAAGCAGUAAUACCUGCUGAAUUAGAAAUACCAUCUUUGAGGAUUAUUCAAGAGGUCAGUUUAGAUGAUGCAGAAUGUAUUCGCAGUAGGAUUGAACAAUUGAUGCUCCUUGAUGAGAAAAGAAUGGACAUAGUUUGUCAUGGUCAACUUUAUCAAAACAGAAUGGCCAAAGCAUUCAACAAGAAAGUCAAACCUCGACAGUUCACACUAGGACAAUUAGUAUUGAAGAAGAUAUUUUCUCACCAAGGAGAAGCUAAAGGGAAAUUUGCACCAAAAUGGCAAGGUCCUUACAUGGUUUAUAGAGUAUUAUUUGGAGGAGCAGUAAUCUUGGCAGAAAUGGAUGGUACAGUGAGCAUGAAGCCAAUCAACUCAGACUCCAUCAAGAAGUACUACAUUUGA